Dermacentor silvarum is the source of this 1888-nucleotide messenger RNA. RefSeq names its product symplekin-like (gene Sym). The record is from RefSeq and is a predicted model, not a curated record. The transcript has 18 exons. The coding region runs from base 1 to 1695 and encodes 564 amino acids. Gene Ontology annotation, cellular component: mRNA cleavage and polyadenylation specificity factor complex. NCBI's taxonomy places the organism in Eukaryota, Metazoa, Arthropoda, Arachnida, Ixodida, Ixodidae.
AUGACAGCGUUCCUUUUUCACUGUGCAGUGCUGAAGGAGUACAUCUUGGAAGACCUUCGCUCGCACGUCGACAUCGCUCUGGCCUGGCUGUACGAGGAGUAUGCGCAGUUGCAGGGGUUCCUGCAGGGGGGCACUGUGAAUCCCAUGGAAAAGAAUACCAGCAGUGACUCAUAUGUCCACUGCCUAACGAGCCUGCUCAUGGAUAUCCUGCAGAAGUGUGAGACACGAGACCGGGAUGCGUUGUUCAGCCGCUUCUUUCUGGAGAUACCAUCCAUCACAUCAGAAGCACUCAUAAUUCUGAAGCAGUACUGCCAAAAUGAGUCCACAGUGACCAAUGGGCUGUCGAUCCUGAGAUCACUGGUGGACUACCGGCCUCCAGGACAGAUUGAGUACCUGCAGAAACUGCUUGAGCUGACCGUCUCUCAGAAUCAAGAAGUGCGGCUACAGGCAGCCAAGCAUGCCAAGCAGCUUCACGAACGGGGCAAUUUUAGGCCAAUCAUUGAGGACUUUGCGUUGAUGUACCUGAGGUAUCUUCUGGAAUCUUCACCUCCACAGCACUUGUUCCACGGCUGUCCGAUUUGGACAGAAGACAACACCAAGAUCUGCAUGCAGCUGUACAUAAACCUUCUGCCUGUCAAUCACAAGCUGAUUCACGACCUUGCUGUUGUGUAUGUGGGUGCCAUUGCCGAAAUCAAGAGGACCAUUCUGCGUGGCCUUGAAGGACCUGUCAAAGGCAUGGGAAUGUCCUCCCCGGAGCUGCUGCUGCUGGUGGAAAACUGCCCAAAAGGGGCGGAGACACUUGUCACUCGCAUCAUCCACAUUCUCACCGACAAAACUCCACCAUCAUCAGAAUUAGUGGCCAGGGUCAGAGACCUUUACCACAAGCGUGUGUCUGACGUGCGGUUCUUGAUACCAGUGCUGAAUGGCCUUUCAAAGAAAGAAGUGAUAGCCGCACUCCCCAAGCUCAUCAAGCUGAAUCCCAUUGUUGUAAAAGAAGUUUUUAAUCGCCUACUUGGUAGCCAUGUUGAAUCAACAGCAACCUUCACAAGCCCAGUGUCCCCUGCCGAACUUCUGGUGGCCCUGCAUAACAUCGAUCCUUCCAAGUGUGAUGUCAAAACAGUCAUCAAAGCGACAUCCCUAUGCUUUGCGGAGAAGCACAUCUACACGCAAGAGGUUCUGGCAGUGGUCAUGCAGCAGCUGAUGGAGCAGAGUCCCCUGCCAACUUUGCUUAUGCGCACUGUCAUCCAGUCUCUCAGCUUGUACCCAAGGCUGUUGGGCUUCAUCAUGAACAUCUUGCAACGACUGAUCAUCAAGCAGGUGUGGAAGCAGAAGAAAGUAUGGGAGGGCUUCAUCAAGUGCUGCCAACGGACCAAGCCACAGUCACUGCAGGUGCUUCUGCAGCUGCCCGCCGAGCAGCUGCGAAACGUGUUCCAGGUCAGCCCCGACCUCCAGCAGCCGCUGGUGCAGCACGUCAGUGCCUUCACCGACCACCAGAGAGCACACAUACCGGAGUCUAUUUUAGAGGUGCUCAACCUAAGCAGGCCUAAGGCAGAAAGUGAGAAGUCAAAGUCAGCUGAAAAAGAUAAAGAAUCUAGCAAGUCUAUUGCCCUAAAGAUGAAAAGGGACUCAUCUCGAGAAUCGAGAGAUUCUAGGGAGAACCAGAGAUUCAAGGGAUUACGGCAGCGGCCGCUCUGAAAGAGACAGUUGGCGACCUUCAAGCAACACCAAGAUCAGACUAGCAACAUCAGAAGAUGGAGGGGUAUCCCAAGAACUUGACUCGUAAAUCCGGAGAUCACAUGCGUGGUAGUUGUGACUGUGAAAUAGUCAAGAAUAAAUAUGUUGGUGUACCAAUGCAAGUUACAACGCGACAAGUAGCCACAAUGUCUAA